AUCUUAUUAUCCAAUUAGAUGCUAACCAAAGCUAAGCUUAAGCUAAUUUGGGUUGGGAGGUAGCGGGAGCCGAGGAAAGGAAGGCAAGGACCGGGAAGCGGUUUGUAUGCGGAAAGCUCCACGGGAAGAGGUCUGCAUCUUCUUCCCCCUCCCUAUCCCUCUCCCUCUGUCACACUCUUACAGGACGACAUAGUUUUUGGUUAAACGCCAAAACCAUCACACCAUUUCCCCAAGCGGCCGCUUGUCGUUUCUCCGCCUCCUACCGCCCCUCCUCCCUCUCUGACAUCAUCGCUUCGUCAACAUACCUGCAAUCGUCACCGUCUCUCUCUCUCUCCCCUCUGUGUUUUUUUGUCGCUUUUUAUAUAAAGACCGCUCAACUUCCCAUUCAUUCAUCGCCACUACGCGAAUUUUCUCGCUCCCCCAUUUCUUCCUCUAUCUUUUUUUCCAUCUGAAAUUUCUCUCUCUCCUCUCUCUCUCCAUGAAUUCUCUGGAAUCCGAAUCAUAAAGAUUAUCUGAAGUCUCUCUCUGUUCACCUCUCUGAGUGUGUAUAUAUAUAGAUUACAUAUAUUUGCUAUUGUUUCAUGGAGAUUGCGGAUUCGCCUGAGGCAGUAGCCACCGCAGGCGCCACCACGAGCCCCCGCGCAGACCCAGAUCUCAACCAAACGCUACGCCGCAGACCCUCAGCCGCCACCGUGGCGGAAUUCGACUCGAACGCGAACCAGGACGGCAAUUCCUUGAACGAUUUGGUUAGAGACCCGGUGAGUGAUGACUUGGUUGGCGCCAAAAUCUGCGACGCCGGCGAUGCCGGUCGUAUUGGAGGCUCUGACGGCUCGGCGGAGUCUGUCAAUGCUGUUCAAGACAAGAAGGGACUCGGGGAGAAUGAUCGGGCCGUUGAUCCCUCCGCCGCGAAAUUCACGUAUCGGCCGUCCGUCCCUGCUCAUCGGAGAGUUAAGGAGAGCCCUCUCAGCUCUGAUGCCAUCUUCAGACAGAGCCAUGCAGGUCUCUUCAAUCUGUGUAUAGUAGUACUUGUUGCUGUAAACAGCCGGCUUAUCAUCGAGAAUUUAAUGAAGUAUGGAUGGUUAAUUAAAACUGGUUUUUGGUUUAGUUCAAGAUCAUUGCGCGAUUGGCCACUUCUUAUGUGCUGCCUUACUCUUCCUAUAUUUCCCCUUGCGGCCUUUGUAGUUGAGAAGUUAGCGCUACAGAAGUGUAUAUCUGAAGCUGCUGUUGUUUCUCUUCAUAUAGUCAUUACCACAACUUCAAUCUUGUAUCCGGUUUUGGUGAUUCUCAGGUGUGAUUCUGCAGUUUUAUCUGGUGUUACUUUGAUGCUCUUUGCUUGCAUCGUGUGGUUAAAACUCGUAUCUUUUGUGCAUACAAACUAUGAUAUGAGAGCACUUCACAAAGCAGUUGAGAAGGGGGAUGCCACACCUAGUUCUCUGAAUACAGAUUACCCUCAUAAUAACAACUUAAAAAGUUUGGCAUACUUUAUGGUCGCUCCAACAUUAUGUUACCAGACUAGUUACCCUCGCACAGCUUCUGUGCGAAAAGGUUGGGUGUUUCGUCAACUUGUGAAGUUGAUAAUUUUUACUGGAGUGAUGGGAUUUAUAGUAGAACAAUACAUCAACCCUAUUGUCAAGAAUUCACAACAUCCUUUGAAGGGGGACUGGUUAUAUGCCAUAGAGAGGGUUUUGAAGCUUUCAGUUCCCAAUUUAUAUGUGUGGCUAUGCAUGUUCUAUUGUUUUUUCCAUCUCUGGUUAAAUAUUCUUGCUGAGCUGCUUUGUUUUGGAGAUCGGGAGUUCUAUAAAGAUUGGUGGAAUGCACAAACUGUUGAGGAGUAUUGGAGAAUGUGGAAUAUGCCUGUUCAUAAAUGGAUGGUUCGCCAUAUCUAUUUUCCAUGCAUACGGCAUGGAGUACCCAAGGGAGUUGCCAUCGUAAUCUCCUUUCUAGUAUCUGCUGUAUUUCAUGAGCUAUGCAUAGCUGUUCCCUGCCACAUAUUCAAGUUGUGGGCUUUUAUUGGAAUUAUGUUGCAGGUACCACUUGUCUUGAUCACAAAUUUCCUGCAAGAUAAAUUCAGAAACUCAAUGGUCGGAAAUAUGAUCUUCUGGUUCAUCUUUUGCAUCCUCGGUCAACCGAUGUGCCUGCUUCUGUAUUACCAUGACUUGAUGAAUCGGAAGGGGCAACUCGAAUGAAGUUUUGAGUCUCGUAAGUAUGGAUCGAAUCGUUCUGGAAGCGGUGUUGCCUCACAAAAUAUGCCGGCUUUUAUACUUUUGCCGAGGCAACUCAACUCAUGCUGCUUCCUUUGGUUUCAACGUGUUCAUCUUUUACAUAUUUUUGCUAAUUCAAUUGACUUUAUAUAAAUCUUUUAAAUAUGUUUCACCCUGGUUUAGUUUUUUCUUUUCUUUUCCGGUA
Molecule: messenger RNA, 2406 nt
Organism: Malus domestica (apple)
Lineage: Eukaryota; Viridiplantae; Streptophyta; Magnoliopsida; Rosales; Rosaceae
Product: diacylglycerol O-acyltransferase 1A-like
Biological process (GO): triglyceride biosynthetic process
Cellular component (GO): endoplasmic reticulum membrane; chloroplast envelope
Molecular function (GO): diacylglycerol O-acyltransferase activity
Source: RefSeq, a predicted model, not a curated record